Sitodiplosis mosellana (orange wheat blossom midge) is the source of this 5729-nucleotide messenger RNA. RefSeq names its product G-protein coupled receptor moody. Gene Ontology annotation, molecular function: G protein-coupled receptor activity. The record is from RefSeq and is a predicted model, not a curated record. The transcript is spliced from 9 exons. The coding region runs from base 3269 to 5200 and encodes 643 amino acids. Gene Ontology annotation, biological process: G protein-coupled receptor signaling pathway. Gene Ontology annotation, cellular component: membrane. Lineage: Eukaryota; Metazoa; Arthropoda; Insecta; Diptera; Cecidomyiidae.
CGAUUCCCCUGAUUGUUGCUCACAGUAGCUCCAUUUCUUCGCGUUGCUAUGACAAUAAGCGAAGGAGAAACAAUUCUCCAAGUCGCAAUAGAUAUUGGCUUAACAUAGGUUCAAUGUGCACUCCACAGCCGGCUUCUAUCGCAAUGGAAUUGAUAAGAAAUCAAAUGUGCUCAUUCACACACACUAACGCACAAACCGUCUCUCAUUCGGACUGGUGCCGGUUUCUCCUCUGUACAGACGAUACAGGGAUAAACAAAACGCACAGCACUGAGAACAUGCAUGGAGAGAGAGAGAGAGAGAGAGAGAGAGAGAGAGAGAUAGAGAGAGAGUGUAGUACACUUUGGACGGACUGAACCAAACUGAGUGUCGAGUGUAGCGUGUGUAAUUUUCAUGCGAGAGAAUACAAGGGAAAUUGCUCACAGUGGAACGAAAUAUAAAAACAUUUGCCAUCGUUCAAACCGUUUCAGUUGAUUUGGAUGAGCUGAAGUGUUCACAUCGCACACACAGCUUUCGUAACGUUCGAUACUAACUACGACGAAAGUACUCGCGUUCGCUCCAACUAUUAUAUCCCAGCAAAGUGAUAAGAGUCCACAGAGACAGAGACAACGACGAGCGAAAGAGAGCAAAGUGAUAACGACGUCGUAUCUUUUGCCAGUAAAAUAAAAACCGAACGCCGACAAUUCUGCAAGUAAAAUAAAUUCUGAGCAUCGUUUGAAUUGUAAAUAAAGGAAAAUGUGUUUACGAUCAAAAUAGCUACGAUAUUAGUCAGAUGCGAAGCGCACGACUGUGUCUCGCGGCAUGUAUCUCUGUGUGAGAUAGAUGCAAGUUUUAUUCAUUUCAAUUGGCUGAUUCAUGUGCGCGACAAAAGUAGCAUAUUAAAAAACCAAAGACUAUAAUUCAAUUUCUUUCGCAACACAAUUUUUUUCCCUCUUUCAUUGCUGCGUACCGUUUGCCAAAGUGAAUUUCUCAGCACAUGCAUAAAUUAAUACCUAAUAACGCGUUGAGAACGUCAAUAGCACCGACCAAACAACUGACUCAGAAAAAGCAAACAGAGAGAAAAGAGCCACGAUGAAAAAUGAACGCGUGCACUCCAAUAAUGAUAGAGUUGCAUGGCGCGUAUAAAUCACGGCCCAAUAGAAAAUGAACAAUUGUAAAAUGAUAGUGCGACGAUGAAAAUGUUCAAGUGAGGGAAAAAAAAAAUCGACCAGGACAGUGAAACGAACUAUUGCACACAGCACGUGCGGCGAAAUUUAAUUCACUCAAGAAAUUAAAUGCUUGUAACUGCAGAAGGAAAAAACUGAGAGAGGAAGAGAACGAGAAAACACCACCGAGAGAAAAACAAACACCAUUGAGAAAAAAAUAAGCGACUCUACAAGUUUAUCCUGAUUUGAUGUGUUUCAUUUUUCUGUUUCGCUUAUAGAAUUUUCUCUGUGUACGUGCAGUAGAAAAAGAGAGAGAGAGAGAGAGAGAGAGUGAUGUGUUUGUCCGAAUGCCCGAGAAAAUAAAUAUUGAGCGGAAAAUGCUUUUUCUCAGAACAUCAAACUUAAAUAUACAGCAGACAUUGUAAACGGCGACGGCUGCAAAAGCAACACAACGAGAUUUCAUUUUCACAAACAGCUUUGACCACUUUGAAACGUAUUCAAUUUUACAUAAAUACUGAUUUACAUUUACAGUAGCAACGAAUGAAAAAAUAAGAGCGAAGAAGCUGGUGAAUGUCAUUUUACUAGUGCUACACACACUAUUUACACACUCUCCAACCAAGCAGCUUAUUAUUGUGCUCGACGAUUUAAAGUAGAAAAGAGAGAGAGACUGAAGAGAAAAUAAACACUACCCAUUUUGUCAACAUAUUCGGUGCACAUGGAUGCAUAAGGACGAGCUUGUAUGAAAUUUUGUUGUUAUUGUUGUUGUCGUGGCGCUUGUCACAAAAAUUUCAAUUACAUGCGAAUUCCAUUUUCACUCUGCAAGAGUUAAUCGAAAUAGUGCAUGCAAAGCGAUCAUUUCCAUUUGAUAUUGUACCAAGUGAAGCGGAAAAAUUAAUUCUGCUGUUGCUCGUGCAGUAUUCAAAGGAUAGAAAGAAAAAAUACAGAGGAAAAAAACAGUUUCAAUAAUAAACAAUGUGCAAUGCAAUUCACACAACACACAGAGAAUGUCGUGUCUGUGAAAUAUUACGAAUGCCAAGAACAUUCCGACGCACUUGAAUUUACCGCCAAGAAAAAAGCAACAACAAACUAUACAUUGCUUUAAAUUGUGUGUUACUAAAACAACACUUGAACAUUCAUUUGAUGCACACACACACACACACACACACAUACACUGAAUCGGCAGCUAAAAUCCAACUGUACAAACCAAACCACUGACACUUUAAACGUAAAUUCGUGGCAUCUAAUUUGCAAUUCGAAUAUUUCACAAAGAUAUUGUGAAUGGCAAAACGUACAACUUAUAAACAAUUGCAAUUUUCGAAAUCAAAGUGGUGCUUCAGAGACUUCACAACUGAUUCAUCGGGAAAAUUAACAGGCACACAUGCUUAGACAUCGUAUUGAUGUGAUUUGCCAGCAAUAUAAAAUAUUCGUGCACUGCCAACAAAUAAUCAAAUAUCGCACGGACGUCUUCUUCAUCUGUACAACGCCCAAUCCUGCAUCCACGCGUCAAACUUAUAGGUCUCAUCUGAUAUCACCCGCGCGCACACACAAACUCAUCCAUCUAUUGCAGCAAAGUGUUACAUUCAUCAGCAGAUGAGAGCACACACGUGGAAGUGAAACAACCGACACCGUAUUUCAGAUGAAGCUUUUGCAAUCAAAUAGAAAGUAGCGAAAACGAGUUGCAAAGAAAUCGAAAAUAAAUGGAAGUCAUCUAUUUCGGUGUGGCUUGAGCAACUUUACAGCAAUCAAGAGAAAUAACAGAUGAAGAAAAAAAAUGGAUGAAAAACUCGACAACGAAACAUAUGCAAUUUUUAGGUUUGACAUAAUUCAACGGCGAAUAUAAAAAUACCAAAGACGAAACGAAAAGAGAAAGCUUUUUGUUAACUAUGCAAUCAGAGCAAAUUACACUGCAUUGUUGACUAGUGAGAAAAUAAAGGACAUUCACACGAACUCACACAAACACGGAUUAUAAUUCUGUGACAACAAAAAAACCACGCCAAAACAGAAUAUUUGAUCAAAAGGUUACUUUUUUGGAACAUACAAAAUUGUCAAUCCAUCUCCAGAAGAGGAAGAUUCACGCGGGGCAGUAGUUUAUUAACGUAGCGAAUUUACAUGUUUUUGAAUGGAUAAUGGGAAAACUCGUGGAAACACAUGUAUUUACAGCAAAUAACGCCACUGUUGAUGCAACACCAGACACUUGGAUCGACCAUGAUCUGUCGUCGACGCUGUCGUGGUCGUUGCCACCCGACGAUGAACUUUUCAAGAACUACCCGGCCGGGCUGCUAUAUUUUGCAACAGCUGCAUGCAUUGUCUUCAUUCUGCUCGGAAUACCGGGAAAUUUAAUUACAAUUAUUGCUUUGGCUAGGUGUAAAAAGGUUCGCAAUGCAACUGCUGUGUUCAUCAUAAAUCUCUCGUUAUCAGAUUUACUGUUCUGCUGCUUUAAUUUGCCACUGGCAGCCAGCACAUUUUGGAAUCGAGCUUGGACGCACGGCGCACUAUUAUGCCGCAUUUAUCCACUUUUUCGAUAUGGUUUAUUAGCCGUUUCAUUAUUUACAGUAUUGGCAAUUACUAUUAACCGAUAUGUGAUGAUUGGCCAUCCGCGCAUUUAUCCAAGAAUUUAUCGUCGAAAGUAUUUAGGUGUAAUGGUAGCUACAACGUGGUUGGGAGCAUUUUGUUCAUUGAUUCCAACAUGGCAAGGAAAAUGGGGCCGAUUCGGUUUGGAUCGUCCAAUCGGUUCAUGCUCAAUUUUACCCGAUAAAGACAACACUUCACCAAAAGAAUUUCUAUUCAUAAUGGCAUUCGUGGUGCCAUGUAUAUCGAUUGUCGUUUGUUAUGCACGCAUAUUCUAUAUUGUGCGAAAAACGGCGUUGCGCUCACAUCACAGCGAUACCGGAAGUGCGUUGGGCAAUUCGAUGCAUCAGUCAUCAGGACGGGCACAAAACAAUAAUCAAUGUAAAAAAUUGUAUGCGACGAACAAUAACAAGAAUGUGAGUGAUGGUACGGACGUUCAAUUGUUGCCAAAAUCAGAUGAUAUGAGUGGUGAUAGUGGUGGUGGUGUCGGUCGUAUUGAACGCGUCAGUGAAUCAACUGUGAACAACGAACGAAAUGAGAAAAAGCAUUUUAGCGGAAAGAAUUUACUGGAUAGUGACAAUUCAUCGGCAUUGUUGUCACACAGUCAGAGCCAUGGUGAUAUAAAAAGCGCUAUGAAAUUCAUCGAUUCAACCAUUGAUGGUGAGACCUUGUCGGCUUUGCGAAAGAGUCAAGGGAAUGACGAGCAUAAUUUAACGGCCAACGAUCGAAAUCUGAGUAAUGUCAGCAUUAGUCGCACGGUGGAAUUCAUUGAAGCGAAUGGCGAACGCCAUAAUUCCUGUGAUCGAGACUACAUUGUGAAAUUGGCACAAGAGAAUGGUGAUUCGGCCAUCGAAGAAAGCAUCAGCUCAACGGAGAACAAUCAAGUUUAUCACAUCAAAAGCAACAACAAUUGCCUGCAAAUUCUUUCUGUUCAGGUGGAACCAUCCUCUAGUUCGGGCAUCGAUCUACACAUGGACAAUGACAGCCCGCCAAGGCGCAUGAAACGCUCAUACACCAGCUCGAUUCGUAGAUCAAAGCGAGGUCAACGAAGUGAGAAAUGUAAUCUGUCCGGUAGCAGCUGCACCAUUGGCAGCGUAACAUCACGUAAGGCAUCAGGCACAACCAACACAUCGGGCGCUUCAAUUUUAUAUCCCGGCCGAAUGACAACCAAAGAUCGACGCUUACUCAAAAUGAUAUUGGUGAUUUUUGUGUCAUUUGUAACGUGCUAUUUACCUAUAACAUCGACCAAAAUCAUUCGAACCUUGCACAAUAUACCCGUGUUCCAUAUCAUGGGAUACAUUUUAAUUUAUUUAACAACCUGUAUCAAUCCAAUCAUCUAUGUGGUUAUGUCAUCCGAGUAUCGCCAAGCCUAUUGGAAUUUGCUCAUGUGCAGAAUGAACAAGCGAACCAAACGCUCGAAGAACUACCACAGCAAUCGCAACCACUUUCAAAAGAACAGCCAAAUUAAAGUAACACCAAAUAAGACGUGAUUGCUCUGAAUCCAAGCACACACACAUACACACACGUCUGACACAUAAUCACAUCUAAUAAUAAUUAAUUACUAAUUAAGUUAUAAUUGUUUAUUGUAAGAGACUUGAUUUUAGCCAUAAACUAUGAUUUAAGCAGAUUUUUUAUUAUUAUUUUUUUUUUAGAAUGAUGAAAAGAGGGAAAAAAGAAAAGAAAAACCAAACGCUUUUUUUUGGAAGUUUACUCAUUUUAUACUCAUUUUUGUUGGACAAAAUUUUGUUACAUUUUUGGAAAGAAAGAAGAAAAAAGAACAAACAAGUUGACAUUCGGAGCAUAAUAAUUUAUUUUUCAAACAUUCAACCGUAAAUUGUAAUUGUUAAUUUAAGAGACUCAAUGUUCAAUAUUUUUAUGUUACAACUCAAGGAUGUCGGCUCAGCGCAUCUGCUGAACCGAAUGAAUGAUUUCAGAAAUGAAUGAAAUAAAAAAACCAAAGAAAAAAUUCCAAAUAAAUGAUUGUGAAAUUAAUAAAUGUAAUACUUUUCGGCAACCAAA